Molecule: messenger RNA, 3222 nt
Organism: Thermochaetoides thermophila DSM 1495
Lineage: Eukaryota; Fungi; Ascomycota; Sordariomycetes; Sordariales; Chaetomiaceae
Exons: 5
Coding region: 1-3222 (1073 amino acids)
Biological process (GO): rRNA acetylation involved in maturation of SSU-rRNA
Cellular component (GO): 90S preribosome; nucleolus
Molecular function (GO): tRNA binding; ATP binding; 18S rRNA cytidine N-acetyltransferase activity
Source: RefSeq, a predicted model, not a curated record
AUGACGGUACAAAAGACAGUCGACUCUCGUAUUCCCACGCUCAUCCGCAAUGGCCUCCAAACGAAGAAGCGCAGCUUCUUCGUCGUCGUUGGCGACCACGCCAAGGAAGCCAUUGUUCACCUCUAUUACAUCAUGUCCAGCAUGGACGUGAGGCAAAACAAAUCGGUGCUGUGGGCCUACAAGAAGGAGCUGCUCGGAUUCACCAGCCAUCGCAAAAAGCGCGAGGCCAAGAUCAAGAAAGAAAUCAAGCGUGGCAUCCGUGAGCCAAACCAGGCUGAUCCCUUUGAGCUCUUCAUCUCACUCAACGACAUCCGCUACUGCUACUACAAAGAGACCGACAAAAUCCUGGGUAAUACAUACGGCAUGUGUAUCCUCCAAGACUUUGAGGCCAUCACGCCCAACAUCCUUGCGCGCACAAUUGAGACGGUCGAGGGCGGUGGCCUGGUCGUACUACUGCUCAAGGGCAUGACCAGCCUGAAGCAGCUCUACACCAUGACCAUGGAUGUUCACGCCCGCUACCGGACUGAGGCCCAUGACGACGUCAUCGCCCGCUUCAACGAACGGUUCUUGUUGUCGCUCGGCAGCUGCGAGUCGUGUCUCGUCAUUGAUGACGAGCUCAACGUACUUCCAAUUUCUGGAGGCAAGGGCGUCAAGCCGUUGCCGCCGCCAGACGAGGAUGAGGAGCUGAGUCCUGCGGCCAAGGAGCUGAAGAAGAUCAAGGACGAGCUGGAGGAUACACAGCCGAUCGGGUCGCUCAUCAAGCUGGCCCGCACAGUCGACCAGGCGAAGGCGCUGCUCACCUUCGUCGAUGCGAUAGCCGAGAAGACGCUGCGCAAUACCGUCACCCUGACCGCCGCCCGUGGUCGCGGCAAAUCAGCCGCAAUGGGUGUCGCCAUAGCCGCGGCCGUCGCGUAUGGUUACAGCAACAUCUUCAUCACGUCGCCGUCGCCCGAAAACUUAAAGACACUGUUCGAAUUCGUUUUCAAGGGCUUCGAUGCCCUCGACUACAAGGACCACGCCGACUACACCAUCAUUCAGUCCACGAACCCCGAGUUCAACAAGGCGAUCGUGCGUGUCAACAUCCACAGAAACCACAGGCAAACCAUCCAGUACAUCCGGCCGCAGGAUGCUCAUGUGUUGGGUCAGGCUGAGCUGGUUGUUAUUGACGAAGCUGCUGCGAUCCCACUGCCACUGGUCAAGAAGCUGAUGGGGCCGUACCUGGUGUUUAUGGCGUCUACCAUCAGCGGCUACGAGGGCACCGGCCGCUCAUUGUCACUGAAGCUCAUCAAGCAAUUGCGCGAGCAAUCGAGAGCUGGCGCAAACCCGAAUGGUGGCAACGCUGUCGAGGUCGACCGAUCCACGCUCAAGGCGACCAAAGAGACAACCUCGGUGGGCGGUCGCUCGCUCAAGGAGAUCACUCUUUCCGAACCAAUCCGUUACGCACAGGGUGACAACGUUGAGAAGUGGCUCAACACUCUCCUUUGCCUGGACGCGACGUUGCCGCGGUCGAAGAUCAGCACAACCGGCUGCCCGGACCCGUCGCAGUGCGAGCUGCUGCACGUCAACCGCGACACUCUCUUCUCCUUCCACCCAGUUUCUGAGAAGUUCCUGCAACAAAUGGUCGCUCUGUACGUGGCCAGCCACUACAAGAACUCGCCCAACGACCUGCAGCUCAUGAGCGACGCCCCCGCGCACGAGCUCUUCGUCCUUACCGGACCCAUCCAGGAAGGCCGUCUGCCCGAACCCCUAUGUGUUAUUCAAGUGUCUCUAGAAGGCAAAAUUAGCAAGCAGAGUAUCCUCAAGAGCCUGAGCCGCGGUCAACAGCCUGCUGGUGAUCUCAUUCCUUGGCUCGUCAGCCAGCAGUUCCAGGACGAUGAGUUUGCCUCGCUGUCUGGCGCCCGCAUCGUGCGCAUCGCUACCAACCCAGACUACAUGUCCAUGGGCUACGGCUCCAAGGCCCUGCAGCUGCUGGUCGACUACUAUGAGGGCAAGUUUGCCGACUUGUCAGAGGAUGCGGCUGCUGAGGUGCCGCGGUCUAUUCCACGGGUCACAGACGCUGAGCUGAGCAAGGGCAGUCUGUUCGACGACAUCAAGGUGCGCGACAUGCACGAGCUGCCUCCGUUGUUUUCCAAGCUCUCGGAGCGUCGCCCAGAGAAGCUUGAUUACGUCGGUGUCAGCUAUGGCUUAACCCAGCAGCUGCACAAAUUCUGGAAGCGUGCGCAGUUUGUGCCAGUUUACCUGCGCCAAACCGCCAACGACCUUACCGGUGAGCACACCUGCGUAAUGAUCCGGCCACUCCAAGACGGCAAUGACCCCAGCUGGCUUGGCGCCUUUGCAGCUGACUUCCACAAACGCUUCCUCUCGCUGCUAUCCUACAAGUUCCGCGAGUUCCCCUCCAUCCUGGCACUCACCAUCGAGGAGUCUGCCAACGCAGGCGCCAUGCUCGACCCCUCUAACGCCCCUACUGAGCUCACCAAGGCCGAGCUCGACCAGCUUUUUACCCCCUUCGACCACAAGCGUCUCGAGUCUUAUGCCAACGGCUUGCUAGACUAUCACGUUGUGCUCGACCUCAUGCCGACCAUCGCCCAACUGUACUUCACGGGUCGCCUGCGCGAGGCAGUCAAGCUCUCCGGCCUACAACAAGCCAUCCUGUUGGCUCUGGGCCUGCAGCGCAAGGACAUCGACACCCUCGCGACGGAGCUGAACCUGCCUGGGUCGCAGGUCCUGGCCAUCUUCAUGAAGAUCAUGCGCAAAGUGACACAACACUUUGGCGCGCUUGUGUCUGGCGCGAUUGCCGCCGAGCUGCCUGACCCGAACAAGACGGUCGGCGUGAGCAAGGAGAACGCCAUGGGUAUUCAUGAUGAUGAGGUCGUGGGCUUGAAGUUCGAAGCCCUGGAGCAGCGGCUGGAGGAUGAGCUUGAUGAGGGUGGCGAUGAGGCGCUCAGGGAGCUGAGGAAGAAGCAGAGGGAGUUGAUUGAUUCUCUUCCGUUAGAUCAGUACGAAAUUGAUGGCGACGACGAUGCCUGGAAAGAGGCCGAAAAGCGCGUCGCCAGCGCCGCGAAGUCGGGCAAGAAGGUGGACGGCACCCUCGUGAGCGUUCCAUCGGCCAAGGCGGCCAAGCGCAAGGCCGAGGAGAUGGCUGCGCUGCGAGAUGAGCUAGAGAAAAUGGAGAAGGGUAAGGAGAGGGGAUCGAAGAAGGCCAAGAAGGAGAAGAGGAGGUGA